This is a messenger RNA of Entrophospora sp. SA101, 1113 nucleotides long. NCBI's taxonomy places the organism in Eukaryota, Fungi, Glomeromycota, Glomeromycetes, Entrophosporales, Entrophosporaceae. The record is from the annotation of a GenBank genome assembly.
AUGACUGAUUAUUAUUUUUCUAAAGCUGCAGCAAUCGCUCAAAAUGCAGCUAAAUUAUCAAAAAAAGUAUCGGAAGGACUUGUAGAGAAUGCACGUGAGUUUGGUUUGGAGGCUACUUCUUCUAAUCAUUAUUUUGAGACCUCUGAAGAGAAAAUGCGAGAUAUUAGACGUUUAUUAGAUUCAAGACACGAUCGUGAAAAAAUGGAUGGAUUGAAAAGGUUGAUUGCAGUAAAUGCUUUAGUUGAAAUCAUAACAACUCUUUUAAAUGAUAAUUCAGCGUUUACAUUAGGAAGUGUUAUAAUAGCUUUUGAUGAAGUCUGUCCUGAUAGAUUUGAUCUGAUACAUCCACAUUUUCGAAAAUUAUGUCGAAUGUUAAUUGAUGCAGAUGAAUGGGGCCAAAUUGCUAUCAUGGGAUUAUUAUUAAGAUAUGGAAGGACACAAUUUUUAAAUCCAAAUCCAAACGGAAUAAAAUCUUCAGUUAAGAAAAAGUCCAAAAAUUUUUAUUCGGACGAAGAAGAUUCUGAAAAUUCCGAAGAAUCAUUUGAAAAUACAUUGAUUCUUGAUCCAGAUCAUGAAUUAAUAUUAAGGUCUUGCUUGCCGCUUCUUCAAAGUAGAAAUAGUGCAGUAGUAAUGUCAGUAGUAAAAGUUUUAUAUCAUUUGGCACCAAUCGAAGAAGCAUACAAAAUAGGCAAACCUUUAGUAAGACUUUUACGUAGUCAUCGCGAAAUUCAACAUGUUGUAUUGGCAAAUAUUGCUACUAUGGCAACUCAAAGACCGUAUCUUUUUGAACAGCAUCUUCAGCAAUUUUUUGUUAGAUCAACAGAUCCAUCAUUUAUUCGUAAUCUUAAAUUGGAAAUAAUGACCUUAAUCGCAACUGAAACUAAUAUUACACUUUUACUAAGAGAAUUACAAGAAUACGUGAAAAGUCCAAAUAAAGAUUUUGCAACCUCAGCAAUUCAAGCAAUUGGACGUUGUGCAAUAGGAAUGCCUGAAAUGGCCGAAAGUUGCCUUAAUGGCCUAAUGAAAUUAUUGUGGAGCAAGAAUGGUGGAUGCUGUUGUGGCAGAAUCAGUUGUGGUGAUCAAAAGACUUUUACAAUUGAGACCUCAAGAUAA